This is a messenger RNA of Bombina bombina (fire-bellied toad), 1992 nucleotides long. It is a transcript of the gene GDPGP1, whose product is annotated as GDP-D-glucose phosphorylase 1. Gene Ontology annotation, biological process: glucose metabolic process. Gene Ontology annotation, molecular function: GDP-D-glucose phosphorylase activity. The record is from RefSeq and is a predicted model, not a curated record. Gene Ontology annotation, cellular component: cytoplasm. The transcript has 3 exons. The coding region runs from base 702 to 1880 and encodes 392 amino acids. Lineage: Eukaryota; Metazoa; Chordata; Amphibia; Anura; Bombinatoridae.
GCAGUAUAAUAUUACAGAACGUACUCGUCUCGUAUAAAAUUUCUAAAGGUGUAUCAAUCUUAAAACGGCUCUCUCGUACAUAAUAAAUCUAUGUAUGAGUUUUAUAGGAAUUACCUACAGAGAUAGGAAAGUCAAAAGUAAACUUGCACAAUUAAGAUAGGAUUGCCACCUUUUCUGGAAAAAAAUAUUGGCCUUGCUCAUUAGUAUAAAUGUGCAGGUAAAAAUCUGAAUUAGCGUUCUAAAUUAUUUUCUGGACUAUGUGGCAUUAUUUUACUUCAAAAAUUGGUAUGGAGGGUUGCCACCUCGGCCAUCUAUACUACAGUGUGUCCUCAUGAAUGAAAAGUAGAAAUUGUAUGCAGAAAAAAGGUUCUGGAUUCAUGAAAUAGUCUGCACGUAACUACAAAAUGCGCAUGCUCAUAACAAUGUGAACUAGUCGAAAGUAUCAACACUGGUUAAAGUACCAAAUUCAGAAAAACCACACAACGUAUGAGAGGAGUCUGGCGGCCAUUUGCAAUCAAUAUACAGCGCAGAAAGAAAUCAAAAUAACUUUUUAAUCCCAUAUGGAGGUCAGGCUGUAACAUGAUGAAAGAGGAUUACCGAGAGAUAUUGUUUACAAAUAGCAGGAACAAAGAUUAACCUGAGCUUGGACACAUUUCAAAUAACACUCGAGGCUGUAUCACAGAACAAAUACUAUUGUACAGAUGGAAGAAAAACAUAUAUUAAGUGUCAAUGAAGCAGAAAUAGAAGAAUAUAUUUAUUCAGAGGAAGACUUUGUCAUUCCAAGUCGUGCAUGGCAAGAAAUAAAUGAACAUGCAGAUGUUGAUAAACCAUUCCUUUCCAUCUUUGAUACACUUCUUCAAUCAAAAUGGGUUGAGAAAAUGAAGCAAGGUUUGUUUCGUUAUUCUCUAUGGAAGUUAGAAACCAAGAUUUUACCUGGUAAUAUCAAAUAUGUAGCACAGCUUAAUAUUCAGAGAGGACUAGACAGGAGGAAGCCAGAGGACAUUCAGAGCAUCCAGCAACAAUAUAACCCAAAACAGUUCAAUUUUAAUAAGAUCAAACCCGAAGAAGCCAUCUUUCAUUUAUUCAGAUCACCUUGUAAGAAUGGAUUCCAAGUCAAUACAAAAUGUGUAGAUCAAGGCCCUUUGACUAGUAAAUCUACACCAAGCGGCAUAUGCAGGUCUAGUAGCAUUUUAGUUGUGAUUAAUGUAAGUCCGCUUGAAUUUGGCCAUGUUUUAUUGAUACCUCACCCAUCUCUUUGUCUUCCUCAAAUACUAACUGAAGAUCUCAUGAGGUUUGGUUUGGAAUCAAUUCUUCUUAGUGCCCACCCAGGAUUUAGAGUUGGAUUUAACAGCCUUGGGGGAUUUGCCUCAGUAAACCAUUUGCAUCUGCAUGGCUUUUACCUGAAUCAAGAACUUUUAAUAGAGUCUUCAGAAAGCAAACCAUUGUGCCCAAAAAUAAACUUCCACCAACUCACUAAUUUUCCUGCUCCUGGCUUCUUAUUUUACACUAAUGGAAAGGAUUUGCAUUCUGUGGCUCAACGUGUUUGCAAAGUAACCAACUACUUUGUUGCCAAGAACAUAGCACAUAAUGUGUUUGCGACUAGAGGCAGGGAGCCUGGAAAUAUAGGCUCUUCUGAAUGUAGAGAAGGUAUCAGGGUUAUCAUCUGGGCAAGAAAGUCAUGCUUUGGGGCUAAAGAAGAAUCAGCAUUUAAUGUGGCACUUUGUGAGCUUGCAGGGCACCUUCCAUUUAAAAACCAAGAAGAUUUUAACAGUAUUACAGAAGAUGACGUAAUCGGUAUCAUCAAAAAAUACCUUCUGCCAGACAAUGAAUUUGUCCAGCUUUCUUCAGAUUUAAUAGCACAUAUUACAAAUGGGCUUUAAACAUGUGACUAAACAAGAUCAUGUGUUUUAAUUUCUUUUCAUGCUCACCGUUCCUAUUCUGUUAUUGUGGGUUGUCUUCUCCAAAUAAAUGUAAAAUAUUUUUUAAAAUGGA